AAGUAAACCGGAAAUUACCUAUGUUGUCAUACGUCGAGAGGCUGGAAUCAGGAAGUGGAGUUGUAAUGUACUAUUUUGAUUGAGCUCGUCGCUGUUCAACUGUCUAAUUUACAAGUUCAAAAUGGGGCUGUUUGGAAAAGCACAAGAGAAACCACCGAAGGACCUUAUCAACGAAUGGUCUCUCAAAAUCAGGAGAGAAAUGAGGGUUAUUGACAGACAGAUUCGAGAUAUUCAAAGAGAGGAGGAGAAGGUGAAGAGAUCGAUCAAAGAUGCUGCAAAGAAGGGACAGAAAGAUGUCUGCAUCAUCCUCGCCAAAGAGAUGAUUCACUCAAAGAAAGCGAUCAACAAGCUGUACGCCUCUAAAGCUCAGAUGAACUCCGUGCUGCUCAGUAUGAAGAAUCAGUUGUCUGUAUUAAGAGUGGCCGGUGCCAUACAGAAGAGCACAGAGGUCAUGAAGGCCAUGCACAGCCUGGUUAAAAUCCCAGAGAUUCAAGCCACCAUGAGAGAACUCUCAAAAGAGAUGAUGAAGGCUGGAAUCAUAGAGGAGAUGCUGGAGGAUACACUGGAAGGGAUGGAUGAUGAGGAGGAAAUGGAGGAAGCAGCGGAGGCUGAGGUUGACAAGAUCCUCUUUGAGAUUACAGCUGGUGCACUUGGAAAAGCUCCCAGCAAAGUCACAGAUGCCCUGCCUGAUCCAGUGCCGAUUGGAGCCACGGCCGCCUCAGAAGGGGAAGAAGAAGAAGAAGAAGAAGAUAUCGAGGAGAUGCAGUCCAGGCUAGCAGCGCUGAGGAGCUAAAAGACCUGUGUUUUUUACCCUUCAGCUCUAUAGGCAUAGACAACAUAUCUUACUUCCCCUGUAGCUUUUCUUACACUUUGGCACAUUAAAUUUAGCACUAAAUUCGGACUUCACAUAAAAUGAACAAAACUAUAUGGAUAGUGGAUAUUAAAAAUAAAAUUAGCUCUAUAUGACAUACAAUAAAGAACAGUGAAGUCAGAUAUUUAGUUGUUGUAUGGUAGCAGGUGGAUGACUUUUUUUUCCAAAUCAUUCACUUUUUACUUAAGCCCAUUUUAUUUCUAGAUAUUCUGACUCCACUCAUUUGAAUCUAUGCCUAUAGUUAAGCAGCUUGUCCAAGAAUCUAUUGUGCAGUGGUGUCACUGUGGUGUUGGUCGUAAUCGUUUUGUCUCUGUUGUCGAAUUUGCAGUUUUAUCUCAAGCCUUAUUUAGGCUACGUGAAUAGUUCUUUCGUAUAUCUGGUAAAUUGGUUUUUACUGAGUAGGACAAAUUCAUGGAAGCCAUUACUUGUAAAUCUUGUACAAAUACUGAACAUAAAAAUAUAUCUGUUUGCAUUGUUAUUUUGUUAGUAAAGUUGUCGGCAAGUUAUAAAACGGGCUUUCGGAAUAAAGGAAUGGUUGUGCUCGAUAACUGACAGAAUUUUACACAGCAGGUGUUUCAGACUUCAACGAGCUGAUCGCAUUUCUGUCUUUGUUUCUGCUACUUUUGGCCUUUUGUUAUGGUUUAAAUGCACAUAUAUCUUUGUAUGUUAUUAAUUAUGAGUAUUUUUUUAUUAAGCCUUUGCUUUUAGAUGACUGAAAUGCUUACAUAACAGAUGUUCCCCUGAUGAUGGAAAUGGCUGACAAUUUAUGUUACAGUUUCUUCUAUGUUAUAUUUUAAGUUGAAUGUCAGCUGAAUAGUCCGUUUGCUAUAAUUCUAUUAUGUCUACAUAUGAAACAACUACACUUUGUGCAUUCUGACUUUAUAGUUCGUUUUGGCAUGACCAAUUUAGUAUGGCAUGACCAAUUAAUAUCUGCUUAUUUGGCAUAAAUUGUGCACUCUGGAGUGACAAAGUACAUAGAUUUUGUACAGAUCCAGGCUCAGUAUGUUGACUCAAUUAUAAUCUCCUGAAUGAA
Messenger RNA from Sinocyclocheilus rhinocerous, 1904 nucleotides. It is a transcript of the gene chmp3, whose product is annotated as charged multivesicular body protein 3. Gene Ontology annotation, biological process: vacuolar transport. NCBI's taxonomy places the organism in Eukaryota, Metazoa, Chordata, Actinopteri, Cypriniformes, Cyprinidae. The transcript has 6 exons. The coding region runs from base 122 to 793 and encodes 223 amino acids. The record is from RefSeq and is a predicted model, not a curated record.